AUGACUAGCCAAGGAGCUGUCAAACUGAAGGACAACCAAUGGGAAGUGUCCAACUACAAGAAUGAAAAAAAAGUCACACUUGACCAAGUACAAGUAAAUAAUGCAGUGAACAUAUACCACUGUGAAGGAACGACAUUCGUAAUCGAAAAUGAAAAGUUUAAAUCGCUUGCUAUGCACAAGUGUACCAAUUGUAACGUCGUUUUAAAAAAUUUAAUUUCAUCCAUCGAAAUAAUUAGUUCCAGUAAAGUGAAGGUGCAGGUUUUGGGUAAUUGUUCUUCCAUUUCGAUUGACAAAUCUACGGGAGUGCAGAUUUAUCUGUCCAAGGAGAACAAAGAGUCGGAGUUUACCACAGCACUGUCAUCCGAAAUGAACAUUCAUUUUGAAAACGAAAAUGGAGAAUGGACAGAAGUUACCAUUCCGGAACAGUUCCAACAUCGCCUAGUGAAUGGAAAGCUCACCACAAGAGUAUCAGAUCUAUACACAUUUUGA
Molecule: messenger RNA, 489 nt
Organism: Plasmodium knowlesi strain H
Lineage: Eukaryota; Apicomplexa; Aconoidasida; Haemosporida; Plasmodiidae
Exons: 2
Coding region: 1-489 (162 amino acids)
Biological process (GO): cytoskeleton organization; regulation of adenylate cyclase activity
Cellular component (GO): cytoplasm
Molecular function (GO): adenylate cyclase binding; actin binding
Source: RefSeq, a predicted model, not a curated record